Molecule: messenger RNA, 501 nt
Organism: Penicillium maclennaniae
Lineage: Eukaryota; Fungi; Ascomycota; Eurotiomycetes; Eurotiales; Aspergillaceae
Product: SNARE domain- containing protein
Exons: 4
Coding region: 1-501 (166 amino acids)
Biological process (GO): endoplasmic reticulum to Golgi vesicle-mediated transport
Source: RefSeq, a predicted model, not a curated record
AUGGCUUCACGAUUUCCACGUCAACGCGAUCCCCGCACUUCAUCUUCCCUGUUCGAUUCAUACGGUGGCAACUCUCGCCCGGCCAGCAGAUCACCGGCUCCGUCUGGUGGAUAUGGAUACGGAGGCUAUUCCAGCCCAGCAAGUAGCUAUCCAAACGGCGGUGGCGCAAAUGCCUCAUUCAGGAGCGCGACCCCGGAUAAGAAAGGCCACUACUCCGACGCAGUUCUCUCGUCUCUCGAAUCACAAAAUGACUCAGAAGUGGAAGGCAUCACCGCUAAGGUGAAGAUGCUGAAGGAUCUCUCGAUUGCCAUCGGCGACGAGAUCCGCGAUACUAGCUAUCUAGAGGGACUUGAAAGUUCAUUUGAAAACACUCGAGUCCGAAUCCGCGGAAACAUGACCCGCAUGAUGCGCAUGGCUGACAGUACCGGUGUCGGCUGGAAAGUGUGGCUUGGGUUCUUCUUCGCCGUCUUCCUCUUAUUCUUCUACGUGUGGAUAUUCUAG